AUGGUCACUGAUUGCCUCGACAAAUUUGUUACGUACCCCCCCAAGUGCCGAAUUCAUUCACCGGUCCAGCCGGCCAUUGGAAUCCUCAACCCGUUCCUCUCAUACCCCGUGAAAAUUCAAGGGAGCGUGCUCGGAUUCCCUCGGUCAACUCAAGAAUUCAUCUACUUCAACCGGCACACCACUGUCUUCCUAACUGUCUGCUACUCUAUCCUUACUCAGAAUACAGAACUGAUAUCCAAGACGCCAUCCAUGCUCCCCACAACUUGGAAUUCGUGCUCCAACGGCGCUGUCUACGUCAAUGAAACGACAGGGGCGCCAGGAAGGGACACCUCGAUUCCAUCAGCGCUCAGUGUUUUGCCGAACGUCAUCGAAAAAUCCGUCAGAACCGUCAUAGUUCAUGGACUAGCUGACUUUAUCCUGAUUGCAGAGGGAACACGUAUUGCUAUUCAAAAUAUGAGCUGGGGAGGUGCCCAAGGACUCCAAACCCCCAUUGAAGAUGAGACGUUCACAGUCCAAAUAUGGGUGUCUACGGGAACAUGCACACCGAACGCAAACUCACCUGUGACCCCCAUUCAUUCCGAACUUUUCUGUAACUGA
Messenger RNA from Cyclocybe aegerita, 597 nucleotides. The record is from the annotation of a GenBank genome assembly. NCBI's taxonomy places the organism in Eukaryota, Fungi, Basidiomycota, Agaricomycetes, Agaricales, Hemipholiotaceae.